This is a messenger RNA of Helobdella robusta, 3412 nucleotides long. RefSeq lists its product as hypothetical. The coding region runs from base 70 to 1602 and encodes 510 amino acids. The record is from RefSeq and is a predicted model, not a curated record. The transcript has 15 exons. Gene Ontology annotation, cellular component: chaperonin-containing T-complex; cytosol. Gene Ontology annotation, biological process: protein folding. Gene Ontology annotation, molecular function: ATP-dependent protein folding chaperone; ATP binding; ATP hydrolysis activity. NCBI's taxonomy places the organism in Eukaryota, Metazoa, Annelida, Clitellata, Rhynchobdellida, Glossiphoniidae.
GCAUUGUCUUUAAAUCCAGUGCAGUUGUUGAAGGCUGGAGCCGAAGAAGAGAAGUCUGAGAAUGCUAGAAUGUCAUCUUUCAUUGGGGCCAUAGCCAUUGGAGAUCUCAUCAAAUCAACACUUGGCCCAAAGGGAAUGGACAAAAUAUUGCAAUCAGCUGGUCGAAAUGAAGGUAUCCAGGUAACGAAUGAUGGUGCCACUAUUCUCAAAUCAAUCGGAGUUGAUAAUCCUGCUGGAAAAGUUCUAGUCGAUAUUUCCAAAGUGCAAGAUGAUGAAGUCGGUGAUGGCACAACAUCGGUUGUUGUGCUGGCUUGCGAACUAUUGAAGGAGGCUGACCAGUUGAUAGCCCAGAAGAUUCACCCACAGACGAUUGUGUCCGGAUGGAGGAAGGCAACAGCAGAGGCCAGGAAAGCUUUAAUGGAAUCUGCAUUGGAUCAUGGAUCUGAUCCUGUUAAGUUCAGAGAAGACCUGAUGAACAUAGCUAGGACCACAUUAAGUUCCAAGAUACUCACUCAGUACAAAGAUCACUUUGCAAAUCUAGCAGUUGAUGCCGUGCUUAGACUAAAGGGGAAACCAAACUUGGAUGCAAUUCAAAUCAUCAAAAAGCUUGGUGGCGGUUUGAGAGACUCAUUUCUUGAUGAAGGUUUUCUGUUGGAUAAGAAGGUGGGCAUCAACCAACCAAAAAGAGUGGAGAAUGCCAGAAUAUUGAUUGCCAACACACCCAUGGAUGCUGACAAAAUUAAGGUGUAUGCUGCUCGUGUGAGAGUCGAUGGUGUGUCAAAGGUGGCUGAGCUGGAAUUGGCGGAAAAGGAGAAGAUGAAGGCCAAGGUCAACAAGAUAUUGAAGCACGACAUCAAUGUCUUUAUCAACAGGCAAUUGAUAUAUAACUACCCUGAACAAUUGUUUGCUGAUGCUGGGGUCAUGGCAAUCGAACAUGCAGACUUUGAAGGCGUUGAGAGAUUAGCUCUGGUUACUGGUGGUGAAAUUGUUUCGACAUUCGACAUGCCUGAAUUGGUUAAAUUGGGUCGAUGUGACCUGAUCGAGGAAGUCAUCAUCGGAGAAGAUAAACUAAUUAAAUUUUCGGGAGUAGCAAUGGGAGAGGCAUGCACUAUUGUAUUGAGAGGGGCGACUCAACAGAUACUUGAUGAGGCUGAACGAUCGUUGCACGAUGCUUUGUGUGUCAUGUCUCAAACUGUUCAAGAGACGAGGACCGUAUGCGGUGGAGGAGCGUCUGAGAUGUUGAUGGCUUGCACCGUUAGCGCACUAGCCUCAAGGACCCCUGGCAAGGAAGCAAUUGCUAUUGAAUCUUAUGCCAAGGCUCUCAGAAUGCUUCCGACAUAUGUGGCAGAUAAUGGAGGAUAUGACAGUGCAGAUUUGAUAGCCAAACUGAGGGCUUAUCACACAGAGGGGAAAAAAUCGUAUGGAUUGGACAUGAACAAAGGGGAAGUAGCAGACAUGACAGAACUGGGUAUCUUAGAAUCCUACAAGGUGAAGCAGCAGAUGUUGGUUAGUGGGGCAGAGGCAGCAGAAAUGAUUCUCAGAAUUGACAGCAUUCUCAAGAGCACACCCAGACAGAGGGCUCCUGAUAGACGUCCGUGUUGAUUCAAAAGCCACUGCAGUGGUUAGCUCUCGUCUUGUGUAGGUCUUGUGCUGACCACAUGGACCUAUUUUAACCUCUGGUUUUAUGUUUUAUUUAUUCAACACUUUUUCUAGUGAAACAUUUUUAUAGUAACGUUUGUUAUUCUAUGUUAAUUUUUUGGCACGUGUUUGUGCAAAAAUUUUCUGUCAAGAAGUAGUCUAUUGCUAGUUAAUGUGCGAAACUUUAAAAACCAAUAAAAUGUAAGUUCUCAACGGAACUACUUUGUUCCACAGAAACAGAAUGCAAAUACGUAUGGAUGGACUGAGCACACUUAAUAUUUUUAUAAUCAAUUAGAUUGUGGGCUAAAGAACGUAUAUUAUUCACCUACCUUAAAAGCAUGAAAUUUUUGUGUGUCUGUGUGUAUGCAUACACGACAAAGACUUGUUAAGUGUCACGGAUUUUAGAAAAAGUAACACAUCAAAAAUAUAAUUUGACAAUUGGAAUAAAAUUAAUAGAAUUUAUAAAAUAAAUAAUAUGACCGUGUGAGGUUAACAUGAAAAGCCGUAAGUUGUGACGAAGAGAUGUGAAACGUGAAAAUGCAUCAAUAAAUGUACAAUGUGCAUUUGGAAUGUGACUAAAAUUGACCACUACUGUAGUUUAUUCGACAUUUUUUUCUCACUUCAGUUUCAUCCUCGUUAACGGCAUUCGGACAUCUCGACUGGACACGGCGUGAAUCCUCAUGUAUAUUUUCUUGCACAUGAUUAACUUCUUUUUGCAAUCGAACGCGGUUACUGCGUCUCAGGACUGGACACUUAACCAUUAACCUAUCACGCGUAGGUGAAAAAUUGUACAUGACAAUGAACAAGCAAUAAAUUUUGUUGUUUGAUAGGUAAAUUAAUGCCGGUAACCGUGCGUGACAAAAAUUCAAAAAUUCUUAAAAGCUAUAAUACAAUUAAUAUGUUCAAAAGUAUAUGGCCACAUUUAUCUCUACAUCGUCAGAACAAAGUUUGUUUGAAUCUAAAACAGUGAAGUAAAAAAAUAUUAAAUUAUUUUUACAUGAGACAUCGAAAUAUUUAUAUCGAGAUACAAUAUCGUGAUCUAAUAAUUAUCACCGAAUAAACUUACAAAAACAAACGUUUUGUAAACUCUUAAUUUAAAUCUGAUAGAUCGUUAAUCGACUACUGUGUAGUAUGGCUGCUAAAGAAAAUGGAAUGAGAUAAACUGUUCCAAAACAAGCAUUGUACAGAACGAGUGUAUGGAUUUCCUAUGAACUCGCAACAAAUGAUGAGAUCACCCCCACUUUUAUUAUUAAAUAGAAUGUAAACAGUAACGUCAGAGGGUAGUAAUAAUUAUUCAACAAGACUGUAGAUGUAUUCCCUCAAUGGUUGUGGCAGUGGCAGUGUGCUGGCAUGCUGAUCCACCUUCCAGUUAAUGGCAUUGCAGAUUGAAAUCCGACAAAGCUGCUUCAGUUUUCUAGGUUCAGAACUGAGUGCUCGAAUUCUGGCUUGCACUUGCGUAUUUCUUGGCCCUUGUUCAAACUCGUGGUCUAGAUUAGAGCAUAUUCCAUCAACAAAGCGUGUAAGAUGCGCUUGACACAACGUAGCACAAAACACGUCGAGAAUUUCAAACGCAGUUAUAUUAUUGUGGCGGGCAUGAAUGUACAACCCUCGUGAUAAAUAGUAACUGACUGUGUACUUGGGUGGAAAGUUGUGCUGUGGCCGUUGUGCCGAGUCAUUACCAGAUGAUGACACGUUGUGUCUGGAAUUUGAGUGACGUGAGGUAGAUGACGACGAUACAUUUUGACGUUGUGCAAAUGUCGACAGAGUGACUUGU